This is a messenger RNA of Spinacia oleracea (spinach), 1788 nucleotides long. RefSeq lists its product as uncharacterized. The transcript is spliced from 5 exons. NCBI's taxonomy places the organism in Eukaryota, Viridiplantae, Streptophyta, Magnoliopsida, Caryophyllales, Amaranthaceae. The coding region runs from base 1 to 1788 and encodes 595 amino acids. The record is from RefSeq and is a predicted model, not a curated record.
AUGUCUGCCCUCUUAAAACUUCUUCAUAUUAAGACUUUGGGUCGUUGGACCAACGAAUCAUUUACCAUGCUCUUAGAUUUCUUAAAGGAGGAUCUUCUUCCCAAGGGAUCAAAUUUGCCAAAGUCUUAUAAUAAGUCUAAGAAGGUAAUGAAAGACCUUGGUUUGUCAUAUCAAAAAAUUGAUGCAUGUGUCAAUGAUUGCAUGCUUUAUUGGAAGGAGAAUGAGAAGUUGAAUGCCUGUGACAUAUGUGGUGCAUCAAGAUGGAAGAGUAACAAACACAAUGGGGAAGAGAAGUGUAAAUCGAAUGGUAAGAGAAUACCUCAGAAGACACUACGAUACUUUCCAUUAAAACCGAGGUUGCAAAGACUAUUUAUGUGCUCCAAGACUGCUUCUUUGAUGACAUGGCAUCAUGUGAAAAAGAAGAAAGGUGGUACAAUGAGACAUCCAGUUGACGGAACGGCUUGGGAGUCAUUUGACACAGAGCAUCCUAAUUUUGCAUCAGACCCUCGAAAUGUCAGGCUCGGGCUUGCUAGUGAUGGUUUUCAACCCUUUGCAAAUUCAAAAACAUCAUAUAGUAUAUGGCCUGUUAUCCUUAUUCCGUAUAAUGUGCCUCCUGAACUUUGUAUGAAGCAGUCUAAUAUGAUUUUGUCAAUGCUUAUUCCGGGUCCUAAAGGUCCUGGUGAUGCAAUUGACGUAUAUUUGCAGCCUCUAAUUGAGGAAUUGAAAGAUCUGUGGGAAGUUGGUGUGGAGACCUUUGAUGCAGCAACGCAACGUCAUUUUCAGCUACGUGCAGCUUUAAUGUGGACCAUUAAUGAUUUUCCAGCCUAUGCGAUGUUAUCUGUCGAGCGUGAAGGACCUCCACAACCUUCUUCAAUAGAUGAUAUUCUUAAUGAACUUGAGGAUCUCGAGAACAUUAUAUUGUCUAAGGAUCCAAGUGUGAAGACAAAAAUAUCUCAUGAAGUUAGGAGGGACACUUGGAAUAAGAAAAAGCUAAAAGUCCCUGAUGGUUUUUCAUCAAAUAUAUCUUAUUGUGUAAACUCGAAGGAAGCUAAGAUUUCGGGUUUGAAGAGCCACGAUUGUCAUGUAAUACUUGAGCAUCUUCUUCCUUUAGCAAUACGUGGUCUUCUCACUCCACUUGUACUUGAAGCAUUAAUUGAGUUGUCAUUGUUCUUUACUUUAUUAUGUGCGAAAGUACUUAAUGUGGAUGAUUUGAAGCAACUAGAGUCCCAAAUUCCUAUAACUCUCUGCAAAUUGGAGAAGGUUUUUCCUCCUUCCUUCUUUGAUGUGAUGAUGCAUUUACCUAUCCACUUAGCUAACGAAGCUAUAAUGGGAGGGCCAGUUCAGUGCAGAUGGAUGUAUCCAAUAGAACAAUACAUGUAUAAGCUGAAGUCUUACAUAAGGAAUAGGGCUCAUCCGGAGGCUUCGAUUGCGGAGGGCUAUGUAGCAGAAGAGUGCAUGAAUCGUUGCUCUAGGUAUAUGCAGAGUAUAGAGACCCGAUUUAAUCGACUUGAUCGAAAUUAUGAAAAUAGCCAAGGUCAUGAUGAUACCCUGCCUAUUUUUAGUCAUUCUGGUCGAAGCCUAGGGGAUGCAAGUGUUAGAGAUCUUGAGAAGGGGGAAUUGGAUGACGCUCACAUUUAUAUUUUGAAGAAUUGUGAUGAGGUUCAGCCUUUUCUUAGAGAGUAUUCUGAAAUACAAGCAUUGACGAAUCCUGGAAUCUCUGAAGAGGAAUGGUGCAAAAACUUUAAAAGUUGGCUCAAGAUGGAAGUGUUGGCUCUUCUUCCACUGUGA